This is a messenger RNA of Juglans regia (Persian walnut), 1185 nucleotides long. RefSeq names its product probable serine/threonine-protein kinase WNK11. Gene Ontology annotation, cellular component: cytoplasm. The transcript has 3 exons. The coding region runs from base 109 to 1011 and encodes 300 amino acids. Gene Ontology annotation, molecular function: protein serine/threonine kinase activity; ATP binding. Lineage: Eukaryota; Viridiplantae; Streptophyta; Magnoliopsida; Fagales; Juglandaceae. Gene Ontology annotation, biological process: protein phosphorylation; intracellular signal transduction. The record is from RefSeq and is a predicted model, not a curated record.
CCUAUUUUCGAAGUUCUUCAGACGAGUCUCUCCUUGAUUUAGCAACUUUUUUGUUGGAAAGAAAUUGAAGCAAGUCUUUUGAAGUUCAACGUUAGAAACUCGUGUUCCAUGAGGCCUAGUGUGAACCCCGAUCCAUCUGAUAAAGAUUCCGAGCCUUUCGUCGAGAUUGAUCAAACGGGCCGGUACGGCCGUUACAACGAGCUGCUUGGGUCUGGGGCAGUGAAAAAAGUCUACCGCGCGUUUGAUCAAGAAGAAGCAAUAGAAGUAGCAUGGAACCAAGUCAAACUACGAAACUUCAUCAACGAUCCCGCCAUGAUCGACAGAAUUUACUCCGAGGUCCGGUUGCUAAAAACCUUAACGAGCAAGAACAUCAUUGCCUUGUACAAUGUGUGGAGGGACGAGGAGAAAAACACGUUGAACUUUAUCACCGAGGUGUGUACGAGUGGGAAUCUGAGGGAGUAUAGGAAGAAACAUAGGCAUGUUUCUAUGAAGGCGUUGAAGAAGUGGUCCAAGCAGAUUUUAAAGGGGUUGGACUACUUACAUACCCACGAGCCUUGUGUUAUUCAUAGAGAUCUCAAUUGCAGCAAUGUUUUCGUCAAUGGGAACGUUGGACAGGUAAAGAUUGGCGAUUUGGGUUUGGCAGCAAUCGUGGGGAAGAGCCAUAUGGCACAUUCAGUACUAGGGACGCCGGAAUUCAUGGCACCGGAGCUAUACGAGGAGGAUUAUACAGAAUUGGUGGACAUAUACUCGUUUGGAAUGUGCUUUCUAGAGAUGGUGACUUUGGAAAUUCCCUAUAGUGAGUGUGACAAUGUUGCUAAAAUAUACAAGAAAGUGUCGUCUGGGGUGAGACCCCAGGCCAUGAGCAAAGUUAAGGAUCCUGAGGUGAGGGCAUUCAUUGAGAAGUGCCUUGCACAACCGAGGGCAAGACCCUCUGCAGCCGAGCUCCUCAAGGAUCCAUUCUUUGAUGAACUUGAUGAUGAUGAAAAUGAUGAAAUUAUGAUCGUCGUUUAGUGUUAGUUGUUAACAUGAUAUUUGUUUAUUUAUUGAUUAUUUUGGACGAAAAUGGGGAGGGUGGCUUGUGGAUUUGACAUCAUCUUCCUUCUCUUUCUCUCUUUUAGAGGAAUUGGAUAAAGAUUCAAGUGUUUGAUUAGGGAUGGUGUUGUUUUGUAAGUUGAAGUUUGAAGA